AUGGCAAAAAGAGUUUUGUUUCCAACCAGCUACGAUGAGGAGACCAGAAUCUGGAGUGGUAUGAGGAAAUCUCCCCUCUACGAUUCUAACUGUUCAGCGGGUGAACUCUUCUACAUGACAAUGAAGAAUUGGCCCAGUCAAGUUAUUCAGAUUAACCAUGAGGACGGAAGAAAAUUAACAAAUGGGGAAAUGCGUCAGUUGGCCACACGACUGGCCCUAUUCUUUAAGAAAGAGAAGCUGACCCACAAGGAUGUCGUUGGUAUUAUUGGUGUCACCAGCACGUAUGUGGCACCAUUGGCUGUGGCAUGCUUCUUCAAUACAACCCCAUUCCAUGCGGUGAACGUCACGAGGGAUGCCAAGGUUGUUAAGGGUCUCUUUGAGGUAACCAAACCGAAGAUCAUGUUCUGUGAUGGAGCCGACUACGAGCGCAUUAAAGAGGUCACCCAAGAGUGGACUCCCAAGAUUAUUACCCUGACGGGUCGUGUUGAUGGUGUACUCAGUAUUGAGGACCUGUUGAAGCCCACAGCCGAGGAACAUUUCUAUCAACCCGAAAAAUUGGCCGUUAAUGGAGACCAAACAGCCUUGAUAUUAUGCUCCUCGGGCACCUCAGGACUUCCCAAGGCUGUGGCCUUGUCCCACAAACACGUGACUGGAAUUACUUCAUUUGCCAUUAGCACAGAUACUAUAUUGACCCAAGCCUCGAUCGAUUGGGCAACGGGAUUCAUUGCCAUGGCAGCCAGUAUAAUGUGCGGUUUUCAACGAGUUAUAUUCGAAGGUCCUUUCAACGGAGAGAAUUUUAUAACUUUAAUCAAAAAAUAUAAAGUUUCAAUUAUUUGCCUGGCGCCCUGGCAGACCUAUGAACUAUUUAAUCAUCCUUUGGCCACAGAAGAGGUCUUCUCGAAUGUGCGAUGUGCUUUCAUUACAGGCGGAUGGAUCUCAGCUCAGGUGCUGCAACGGGGUCAGAGUUUGAUGAAGCACGGCAUGAUUCUGUUCUCAUAUGGAUGCACGGAAACGGGCGCAAUUACCGCUAACAUUGAUCACAGCCAGGAUAAUAAUGACAAUAAUGUGGGUCGCCUCUUUCCUGGCAUGCGUGUCAAGAUUAUCGAUGAUCAGGGCAAUUCUCUACCUCACAAUAAGAUCGGUGAAGUUCUUAUGGAUAUAGGCUCAAAAUGGAUGGGGUACGUGGGGAAUCCUGUGGACACUGAAGCUACUCUGCAGAAUGGUUGGAUUAAUCUUGGUGAUUUGGGAUACUUUGAUGACGACAAUAACCUAUUUCUUGUGGAUCGCAAAAAGGAUCUGCUCAAGUACAAGUCUUGUCAUUAUUGGCCAAAUGAACUAGAACAAAUCAUCUCGGAGCUGCCUGAGGUGCGGAAUGUGUGCGUUGUUGGAAUCAAGGAUCCCAGAUACGGAGACGCUGCUGGCGCCUUGGUCAUCAAGAAGCCUGGAACGGAAAUCAACGAGCAGGAGAUCAUCGAUCAUGUUGCCAAGCGCGUUGUGGUCGACUACAAGCAACUGCACUCAGGAGUGAAGUUUGUGGAUGAGUUGCCACAGAACACAAAUGGAAAGAUCAUGAGAAGCUUGGCUAGGCAAGUCUUUGAGUCACGGAUAAUCUAAAAAUGUAUUUGUAUAUUACAAUAAUAUUCUACAACAGUGACAUAAAUGAUAAUUUCUAUUUAAGAUAAGAACUAAAUUUAUAAUAAAUAUUUGUUAAAAAAAGCCUA
Molecule: messenger RNA, 1721 nt
Organism: Drosophila innubila
Lineage: Eukaryota; Metazoa; Arthropoda; Insecta; Diptera; Drosophilidae
Product: luciferin 4-monooxygenase
Exons: 4
Coding region: 1-1614 (537 amino acids)
Biological process (GO): fatty-acyl-CoA biosynthetic process; long-chain fatty acid metabolic process
Molecular function (GO): long-chain fatty acid-CoA ligase activity
Source: RefSeq, a predicted model, not a curated record